CAACGCCGUCACCCGCCAUCCGCACCCCAGACAACACCCUCCCACACGCCCGCCCGUACCCCCUCGCGAUUGCCGGACCCGCACCGGCCUCUUGUCGCCUGUUCCCGCGCACCUGCACCGCUAUCGAAGCCCCCCCAGUCGCCGCCUGAAGCGCAAACAUGCCCUCCGCCACGGGGUCCAGCUGGGAGAAGUACCAGAAGAACUUCGCCGACGACGAGGUUGAGGAGAAGAAGAUCACACCUCUCACCGAUGAGGACAUCCAGGUGCUGAAGACGUACGGCGCGGCUCCGUACGGCGCAGAGCUAAAGAAGCUCGAGAAGGAGAUCAAGGACAAGCAGCAGACGAUAAACGAGAAGAUUGAUACCGGCCUUGCCCCUCCACAUCUCUGGGAUAUCGCCGCCGACCGGCAACGCAUGCAAGAAGAACAACCCCUCCAGGUCGCCCGCUGCACCAAGAUAAUACAGGACGAGAAGGACCCGGAGAAGAGCAAAUAUGUCAUCAACGUCAAGCAGAUUGCCAAGUUCGUCGUCAACCUCGGCGAGCGGGUGUCGCCGACGGACAUUGAAGAGGGCAUGCGCGUCGGUGUGGAUAGGAACAAAUACCAGAUCCUCCUGCCGCUCCCGCCAAAGAUCGACCCCUCGGUGACCAUGAUGACGGUCGAGGACAAGCCCGACGUCACCUACGGCGACGUGGGAGGCUGCAAAGAGCAGAUCGAGAAGCUACGAGAAGUCGUCGAGAUGCCCCUCCUCUCUCCCGAACGCUUCGUCAACCUCGGUAUCGACCCUCCCAAGGGUGCCCUCCUCUACGGUCCCCCCGGAACCGGAAAGACGCUCUGCGCUCGAGCCGUCGCGAACCGAACAGACGCUACCUUUAUAAGAGUUAUUGGCUCCGAGCUUGUACAAAAAUACGUGGGUGAGGGCGCACGAAUGGUCCGGGAGCUCUUCGAGAUGGCGCGGACAAAGAAGGCAUGUAUCAUCUUCUUCGACGAGGUCGAUGCCAUAGGAGGUGCACGUUUCGACGACGGCGCAGGAGGCGACAACGAAGUCCAGCGAACCAUGUUGGAGCUCAUCACCCAGCUCGACGGCUUCGACUCCCGCGGAAACAUCAAGGUCAUGUUCGCCACCAACAGGCCGUCGACGCUCGACCCCGCCCUCAUGCGUCCCGGUCGUAUCGACAGAAAGAUUGAGUUCUCGCUACCAGACAUGGAGGGCCGUGCCAACAUUCUCCGCAUCCACGCAAAGAGCAUGAGCGUAGAGCGCGACAUUCGUUGGGAGCUUAUCUCCCGGUUAUGCCCGAACAGCACGGGUGCCGAGCUGAGAAGUGUAGCCACCGAGGCCGGCAUGUUCGCUAUUCGUGCGAGGAGGAAGGUCGCGACGGAGAAGGACUUCCUGGCUGCCGUUGACAAGGUCAUCAAGGGCAACUUGAAGUUCAACUCCACGGCCACGUACAUGCAGUACAACUAGACGGCGGGAGAAGGGGACGAGGGAGUUGAAAGCACCUUGGAUCGGAGCGGCUGUAAAGCUGCGCCUGUACGAGUAUUCUUGGGCCAUGACUAUAUAGACGCCGUGCUCUGCGCGUAAUGCAAGUAGUCUGAUAUGAAGUCGGGGUUUGAACACGG
This is a messenger RNA of Paraphaeosphaeria sporulosa, 1618 nucleotides long. RefSeq names its product 26S protease-like protein regulatory subunit 7. Bases 159 to 1463 code for a protein of 434 amino acids. NCBI's taxonomy places the organism in Eukaryota, Fungi, Ascomycota, Dothideomycetes, Pleosporales, Didymosphaeriaceae. Gene Ontology annotation, molecular function: proteasome-activating activity; ATP hydrolysis activity; ATP binding. The record is from RefSeq and is a predicted model, not a curated record. Gene Ontology annotation, cellular component: proteasome regulatory particle, base subcomplex. Gene Ontology annotation, biological process: proteasome-mediated ubiquitin-dependent protein catabolic process. The transcript has 3 exons.